This is a messenger RNA of Ornithodoros turicata, 1090 nucleotides long. RefSeq lists its product as uncharacterized. The record is from RefSeq and is a predicted model, not a curated record. The transcript has 8 exons. Bases 1 to 1041 code for a protein of 346 amino acids. Lineage: Eukaryota; Metazoa; Arthropoda; Arachnida; Ixodida; Argasidae.
AUGGUCUUGAGAGGUGCGGAACCCCAGCCUGACUGGCAGCUGCAUGACUGCAUUGAAGUUGCAAAAUUUGACACCUAUAAGGAAGCACGAAUAAAGCUGCGGUGUGCUGAAGAUACAUCUGAUAUCUGCAGUGACCGCGAGUACGGCCGAGGAAAAAGGAAGAAGAAGCGCAAAGUAUGGUCUGAUGAAUCCCACGAGCCUGUCCAUCGCUUGUUGGCGGUUCCGCACGUCCCAGGCCCUCAUCUCAGCCACAGCCUUCACGUCUGCCUGCCUCCUCGCAACACCAGGAAGGACCUGAAGCACUGCAACAUGAACCUUCGUCAGCUGAGCCAUGGCAUCUGCACACUGGCGGUACAACCCAGCAUCAAGGUAAAUGACGGCUGCAGUGGGCAGCUUGUUCUUCAGUUACAAUGCUAUUUUUAUAUGGAACAAGGUGUCAGGGGCCAAAACACGAAGCACCCACGAGCAGCAGAUCGCACAUCAAGCCACGCGUACCAGAACUUAAGCUCAGGAUACUGUCAGGAAACGCUAACACUUCUGCACACCAUAAGGCUAGUGCAGCAAAAGCAAAGUGAGCAGUUGCUGGUCAUUAUCAGCAAGCUGAACAGCAGCACCACUGUUGAUCAACUGUCGACUGCAAGCUGCUUCGAUGAGCAGAUUAAAACUACAGAGGAGCUCAUGGCCUUCGAAGAGGAGCUAAAGAACAACCCUGAGAAAAGAAACCAACUUAAGCUCUUUAUGAAAUUCAUAGGAGGCUCUGAUGUAGGAGAGAAAACAAGCAGGAUCUUGUCAAAAUUGCUGUCGAUCAACGUGGGCAAGGAUUUCAGCCUCCAUGGUACGAAAGGGAAACGAAAGUUCACCGACCUCCAGAUAUGGAAGCUGAUGUGCGGUUGCUUGGUGCCAGUGAACCAACAGCAAGCUGAAAAGGAAGGUACUAUGAAAAACGUAGAAAAAGCUGCACAGUCAUGGUUGCGUCAUGCCCCUGAUACCUACAAAAAGCAACAAGCCAAAGCAAGUGGAGAAAGUGCCAGUCAGCAGUAAACAUGUUGCGGGCACCACAUUCAGCAUACAGACAUUGAGCCAGUCUCAU